This is a messenger RNA of Amphiprion ocellaris (clown anemonefish), 2504 nucleotides long. It is a transcript of the gene aire, whose product is annotated as autoimmune regulator. Gene Ontology annotation, cellular component: nucleus; cytoplasm. Gene Ontology annotation, molecular function: DNA binding; DNA-binding transcription factor activity, RNA polymerase II-specific; translation regulator activity. Gene Ontology annotation, biological process: regulation of transcription by RNA polymerase II; humoral immune response. The transcript has 13 exons. Lineage: Eukaryota; Metazoa; Chordata; Actinopteri; Pomacentridae. Bases 864 to 2354 code for a protein of 496 amino acids. The record is from RefSeq and is a predicted model, not a curated record.
AUCUUCUGUUAAAAUGCUGAGAAAACACAGACAGUUAAAGUGCAAGACAGAUGUCUGCAAAGAACAAAAAGCACACUGCCAAAGUACCUUGGCAAGGAUUUGUGUGAAGAAUGCAUGUAGGCAAAGUACCAGCUUUAAUCUGCAGUUGACAGCAAGUCAAGUAACCUUAAGCACAAAAAAGGGAUGUAUUUGUUACGAAAUAUUGGUGUGAUUUAGGGAAGACAGCACAGUUCUUCCUUGUUGAGUGUGUUGAAAGAACUAUGGAGGUUAUUCAAUGAGGAACAAAGUGACAGUAGAGUAACUGAGAUAAAUGAUGGGCUGAGAGCAGAACAAUCAAUCAGUCUGUCAAUCAGUUAAUUGUUUACAGCGUUGAUUUUCUUCUGCCUGUUGCAAAGUCAUUGUUGUCGCGCCAAUGCUGAGUUCCAUGCAGUGAGUCAGUGGCUGCAAACCUGAUAGUUGAGGGGAAGUUGAGGUGGAAAGAACCUUUUAGGAAGAAAACUGUCAUUGUGACACAUUGGGUCACUUCACUGAGCUCGUCUGGUGUAAGAGGGCAGGUAUUCCCCUGCAGUUGUUGCAGUUAAUGGACAAAUGAACUCCACAGAGACAACAGGUCGCUGGGUCUCCUCCCUGAAGUCCAACAUGCAAUAUGGAAUUUCUGAAAGUUUCAAAAAAAUCCAUAUACAUACAUACAGUGAAGACACAUGAACGAUAAUUACUUUCAAAAUAUUCCACAUAUCCAGUCAGCCUGAACUGAUGGACCAGUGCAAUAUUUCCUUCCCUGAGAAGGACACACCUCUUGCAUCUGCAAUACUUGAUCUAAGAUCUCGGUCCAGUUUCUAUGUCAUUUGCACGCAAAGCCCAUCAUGUCCAGAGUGGAGGCGUUUAGAGACACGAACCUUCGCUCUCUGCUGAGGGAGCUGCGUACUGACAUUGCUAUGGCUGUGGAUGACCCUUUCCCUCUCGUCUACGGUUUGGCAGACAAAAAUGUCAUCACAGAGCAACUACUGAAGGACACUCUGGAGAAGGAGGGCAGAGAAGGGAUCCACAAGUCCAUGUACUCCCUCCUGUCCUGGGUCUUGGAGCAGAGCAGGUCCACUGUCCAGGCUUUCUGGAACAAUUUAUCCAAAGACUACAAUCGAGACAGUUACCCAAAGCUGAAGACACUUCUUGCAAACUUGCACUCCAGAAGAAAUGCUGCAGCAUCCAAAAGUGAAAACAGAUCUUCUGGUGGUCACAAGACUCACAGCAAGAAGAGGAGUCAUGAGGACAGAGGGACCAAGUCUCAGCAUUCACAGUAUCAUGCCAAGAAAAGUGAUGCAGCAGGGAGUAAAGUGAAGCUGUACAGAGUGAAGAGUGAGGCUCCAGCUCCACGGCUGCCAUCUGGAAACAGUGCACAAGUGGUGUCUUCCUCAGUCCAGAGAGGAGCUCUUCUGUCCUCCUCUUCCUCGGCCUCCUCUACAGAUCCACCAGUCAGUCAUGAAGCCAGAGAAAAUAUUCAUAUCAAGCAGGUUUACAGCUUGGAUGGAUCCACCAGAAAGUGCACUGAAGUCGGUGGGGAGUUUUAUUCUUGUGGUUCGUCAGAGGAGACAAAUGCAGUGCAGUCCAAUUCUGCUUCUGCUCAGAAGACAUUUCACCACCAGGGGGAGACAGACACACGGAUGAUUCACUUUAAUGAUGAUGAGUGUGCAGUGUGUAAGGACGGAGGGGAGCUGAUUUGCUGUGACGGCUGUCCUCGAGCUUUUCAUCUGACCUGCCUUGACCCUCCACUCACAUCCAUACCAAAUGACACUUGGCAGUGUGAGCGGUGCUGUGGACACAGAGUGAAAACAGAGAAAGCCCACAUUCCUCUACAGGUAUUUUCUGCCCAGCCUCAGCAAGCAAACUCCAUCACAAAUGUUUCUUCCUGCUCAUCGCUGUCAUCGUCCUUCACAAGUGUCACAGCUUCUAUGAAUGUGUCCAGUGGCGAGAACCAGUGCUCAGGUGGAGAGCUGGUUAAUGUGAGGGAGGUUUGUGGUGUUUGUCACCUUGGAGGAGGAGACCUGACUCAUUGCCUUCAGUGUUUGGAGCAUUUCCACAUACGCUGCCACUUUUCCAAAGGGAGGUCCAUCUGCUUGUCCUGCUGCAGGCCGUGGGGAGGAUCUGCACAGAAAGAGGCUGAAUCCAGACAGGUGUGUCUAGCACCGCUGGUACAAAACACAGUCAGUCAUGAUCAGAGCGUCACCGUCUCGGAGCCCGUCCUCCACAAAGAUGAGCUGGACUCCAUCCUGGGAGACAACUCCAUUGACAGCAUCCUGCAGUGGGCUUUCACCAACAUUUCUCGGCCUCUUCCAGACUCUCAGGGAUGCUACCAGUGACAGCCCAUCAGGCACGCAAUAUUGUAGAUCUGCACCGGUGAAAUGAAUGCAUGGAUACUUAAAAUGAGCUGACUGAAUACACAGAACCAAGUGAGGAUGAUUUGAUUCUUUGCUUCUUAAAGUGCAUGAAAUAAAUGUCUGGUGACUGCC